AUGCCAAUAAAAGAUGAACAUCGAAAAGAUGACGAAGAAGCAAAACUCUAUUCACCACAGUUGUUGUUCUCGACAUCCGCAUCACUUUCAUCCUGCUCGUCUGCAUCAGAUGUCGUUUCCGGCUCGACAUCGUCCACAUCUGAAUCGUCAUCCAACAACACAACUGCACGUGGCGGUGAUGUAGACUCUGCAAAAAAUAAGCUAAGUCAUCGGAAAAAUUGA
This is a messenger RNA of Anisakis simplex (herring worm), 222 nucleotides long. The record is from the annotation of a GenBank genome assembly. NCBI's taxonomy places the organism in Eukaryota, Metazoa, Nematoda, Chromadorea, Rhabditida, Anisakidae.